AUGAAAGCAAUUGUUUUCUCAGAACAAGGCAGCACGGAGGUACUUCAGUACACAGACGUACCCAAACCGACGCUUGAUACCAAUGAGGCGCUGAUUAAAGUCGAAGCCUGUGCGGUGAACUACCUGGAUAUUCAUGCCCGACGGAACCGCCCCGAGAUAGAAGCGAAACUCCGUCGGGGGGAUACGCCACAUAUACUCGGCUCCGACAUCGCUGGGACAAUCGCCGAAAUUGGUGCUGCAGUCCGCGGUGUUGCGGUCGGGGAUCGAGUUGUUCUCGCCCCUUGCAUUCCGUGUGGUAUCUGUAGUGAUUGCCAUCGCGGUACCGAAAAUUUGUGUGACACGCAAGAACUCAUCGGUUUCCAAACAAAUGGCGGAUACGCAGAAUACGUAAAAGCUCCUGCCCAAAACGCUAUUCAGAUGUCAGCGGCACUGUCAUUCGUUAACGCCGCGGCGAUGCCGAUAGCGUAUCUCACAGCAUGGCAUAUGCUAAUGACGCGUGCACAACUUCGCCCUGAGGACGAUGUCUUAAUUCUCGGUGUAGGGGGUGGUGUCGGAAGCGCAGGACUACAAAUCGCAAAAUUAACGGGUGCCAGAGUUUUUGCGACAGCGAGCAGCGAUGAGAAACUUGAACGUGCACGACAGAUGGGUGCUGAUGUUAUGAUUAACUACAAAGACAGAGAUUUUUCGGAGGUCGUGCUUGAUGUAACCAAAGGACGAGGCGUGGAUGUUGUCCUUGAGCAUGUCGGUGCUGCGACAUGGGAUCAGAGCAUCGCGAGUCUUGCUAAAAAUGGGAGGCUCGUUUCGUGUGGCGUGACAACAGGCAACAUUGGAACAAUUAACAUCCGAAAGAUGUACCAAAAGCAGCUAACAGUGAUGGGCUCCGCCCUCGGCACAGUCGCUGAACUCCGAACGCUUGUCCAUCUCGCUGGACGAGGAAAACUGGAACCUAUUAUUGACAGGGUUUUACCGCUCCAUCGUGCGGGUGAGGCACACUUGCUAUUAGAGAACCGCCAAAAUUUCGGGAAAAUCUGCCUCUGUCCAAAUAUUUAA
Geodia barretti is the source of this 1050-nucleotide messenger RNA. Lineage: Eukaryota; Metazoa; Porifera; Demospongiae; Tetractinellida; Geodiidae. The record is from the annotation of a GenBank genome assembly.